AUAACAAAAAUAAUGUUAAGCUAGGUAACAGCUUUGCUUUACGUGUACUAUAAAAAUUUGGAUGUAGAAUAGAAUAAAGAAAGAUUUAUCUACUAUUGCAUCGUAAUAGGAUUCUUGAAUUUCUUGGGUUUUUUUUUAAAUACUUUUGAGUAACUUCCAAAGACGAGUAAAAAUUCUUUUAGAAUCGUGGUGGAAUUGGCUUUUCCUAUAUUAGGACUAGUUCCAAUAGUGACCUAUUUUAUUAAUUACUUGGAAUUUUUUUCGGUGAUUAGCAUGUUGACGAUGAUAAGUUUGAUUACAAUUUGGGUGAUUGAAUGCAUGCUAUAUUAUCUUCUAAGUGAGAAGGGAAUACAAAGCAUGCUAAGUUUGUUUAUUACAACGAAUGCUUUACUUAUUUUUGGAGAUAUUGCUCUCACAGGCAGCUCAUCAAUUAGUGUAAAUAUUAUUGUUACAUAUAGACUUUAUUUGACUACAGUUCAAUCAAUCUGCUGGUGUUGUGUGCUCAAUUUUCUUGGUCAGGGGAUUCAAGCGUUAACAAACCAAAUAGUCUGUUUAACAUAAUUUCAAGAUAAGACUGUUUUAGAUUGAUAGUGUACUUUCUAAUGUUCAUUAUUCUCAAUAAUAUAAUCAGAACAAUUAAAGAGAAUCCGAAUGCAAUUUCCCCUACUGUGGCUAUUUUUAUACCAUACAUUUGGGCUGCAGCUAAUUUUAAUAAAAGAAAAUACAAAUCAGCAUUUGGACUAUUCAUGUUAACUAUAUUUAUAUAUUUCCCAAUGGAAAUUUAAAUAAAAUACCACUAACAGAGAUUGGAAUAAGCAAUUUAGUUAUGA
Paramecium octaurelia is the source of this 830-nucleotide messenger RNA. The record is from the annotation of a GenBank genome assembly. NCBI's taxonomy places the organism in Eukaryota, Ciliophora, Oligohymenophorea, Peniculida, Parameciidae.